This is a messenger RNA of Chiloscyllium plagiosum (whitespotted bambooshark), 2935 nucleotides long. RefSeq names its product testis expressed 55 (gene tex55). Lineage: Eukaryota; Metazoa; Chordata; Chondrichthyes; Orectolobiformes; Hemiscylliidae. The record is from RefSeq and is a predicted model, not a curated record.
GUGGGGAGGGGAGGGCCAAGCUUGCGGGCGGCCCAUUUGGAAGUAAGUCACCUUAUUGUUUUUUUUCCCCCCCGGAUUGGUGUUUGUGGAAGAGGGUGUUGGAAGGUCGAGAGUGCAGCUAUGAGCGAGAAUGAUGGUGUUGAUCCUAUAGAAAAGGAAACGAAAGAAUCUGCAGAUGAACCAGAGGCGGAAGCUGCAGCAACGCCAGAGGCGGAAGCUGCAGCUGAACAAGAAUCGGAGGCUAAAGCUGAGGUGGAGAGUCCAGAUGCUGCAGAAAAUGAGACAGCAGCUGAAUCAGAUGUGGAAGUUGCAGCUGAACCAGAUAAAGCUGCUCCUGAACCAGAUGCAGAGGCUACAGCUCAACCAGAUGAGGAUGCUGCAGCUGAACCACUUGCAAAGGCAACAGCUGAAUCAGAAGGAGAGGCGACAGCUGAACCAGAGACGGAGGCAACUAUUGAACAAGAAACAGAAACGCCUGCUGAACCAGGUUCACAGAAAGAAGCAGAAGCCGAGCCCAAAGAUGAGCCAGAUGUGCCAACAGCAGCUGAAGCAGGACCAGAGCUGUUAGCCAAACCUGAAUCUGAGCCAACAGUUGAAAGUGAACCUUCUGUUACAGCUGCAGUUGAUUCUGUCAUUCAGCUUACAGCUGACACCACAAAACAACCUUCAGCUACCCCCUCAGAUAUAGUUAAGAUGGCCCAGGAGCCUUUACCUUCUGAAGACAAAUUUUCAGCCUGUUUUGAAGAUCCUUAUAUUCAAUCUGUGCGUUAUAUGGAGAGACACAACAUUCUACAGAUGUUUCAGAGAAUGACUGAAAAUCUGGUAUAUGAAAGACCGGACGAUCCCCUUGAGUUUAUGUUACAUCAGGUACAAGCGUUAAUCUGGAUGCGUGAUAAAGAAAUCUGCGUCGAAUAACCUCUUUCCAGCAAACUGUUGCGAUAAAGGCAUUUUGAAGGAUCUGCUAUGUUUUGCUUUUUUAUCAAGUCCUCCCUUACUGUUUCCAUUACUGUAGUAUUAAGUGCAGAACAGUGUACAAGUGCAAGUGACAAUAAUCACAAAAUAAUUGGUUGAGGUCGAAACUUAUUACCCAGCAGAAAGGAAGAAAAUCAGGUCACCUCUAUUUGCAUUCAUGUAUAGUUGCAUGUUUUUGCUGCUACAUUCUUUAGUUUUCUGAAAAGCAAUUAAAUAAGUGAAAACAUCCUCAUUUUGCAUGUCAUGUUUAUUUCUAAUUUUGCUAGUUUUGUUUAUUCUACUUUGCUUUUCUAAUUUUGUUCCUUUUAUAUUUGUGAUUUGAACUUUUGUUCGGUUUAGCUUCAAGACACCUGAGCACCUUCUGGUAUCUUUUACAAAUAGGCAUUAGCUAUACGUAAUCCUUGACAAUGUGUGCCAGUCAAUUUCCAUCAAUCCACAGUUGUACAUGUGCAAGAGAAAUUGUUGGACUGUAAUCACUAAAAGAAAACGCUGUACAGUUUUCCUACCCUAACCUGGAUGCUGACACCAGUUCUAAGCUUUUCUAUUGCUGCCAUUUCUGUAUGUUUCUAUGUUUAUAUUGUUGUUACUUCUGUAUUUUGAGAGCACGGAAUGUGAACCUGCGUAAGAAGGGCAGUAGUGGGAGGCAGAUAAAAAAACAGUGCGAAAGAGGGAGACCCAACGCACGGAAAGCAGACCAGUGUGAGAAGGGCAGCAGCGGUGGGGAAUAAAAACCGAGAGCAGAGAACUCCUUCAACUUGUCAGAACUGAGAAAUGGCAACACAGGAAAACAUGUUGGCAGAAAUUUCUUCUGUUCCUUUUGAUUGGCCAAGUGGUUUAAAUGAGGACACAUUUUUACAGCUGAAGAUACAGAUGAGAAAUUCACUUUUAAAAUAUUCAGCAUCCAAAUUAAUUAAUUAAAUAGAACAGAGGUGGCUGGGCAGGUGAUGUGUUGCAGCUGUAGUCUUCAGUGUGAUCCAUGGUGACUACAUCUGCAGCAAGUGUUGGCUGCUCAAAGAACUUUAGCUCAGAGUUGUUGAACUGGAAUCCAAGCUGCCAACAUUGCAACACCUCAAGGAGGCAGAGAGAUACUUGGACACUGUUACAGGAGGUAGUCACACUCCUUUGAUUAAUUGCAUUAAAUAUGGUCCAUGGCCAGGAACAGAAGGGUUUGGUUGCAAGUGGGACAGAUUUAAGGAUACAGAGUUAAGCUUUGGAGGAGCCUCAGCCCAGUGCCAUUGUCCAAUAGGUAUGACGUUCUUGCUUCCAGUGUGGAUAAGGGCAGACUGCAGGGAGGAUGGGCAAACUGAUAAUUGGUUCGGACUGCCAUUCAAGUCAGGGAUGAAAAGAUAAUUGCUGUAGUGUUAGGGAUAACAUUGUUAGAAGAAUAUAUAUUGUUCUCUGCAGCAAACAUGUAGAGUCCUGAAGGCUAUGGUUGUCUACCCAGUGCCAAGGUUAUGGGUUGGGGAGGAACUUGGAUUGGAAGGGGAAUGAUCUAGUUUUGGUAGUCCAUGUAAGUGCCAAGGACAUAGGUGGGUUUAGAAAAGAGGUUCUUCUGUGGAAUUACGAGCAGCUGAGACUUAAGUCAUAUAGUAGAAUCACAAAGGUAAUCCAUUCUCUGUAGCGAGCCAACCUUCUAUCUAUGUCAAUAUGUUACACCUACAUUGUGAGCUUCUACUUCUCACAAUAAACACAAUGUCACUUUAUUGAAUGCCUUUUGGAAAUCCAGUACAGUAGUUUCCCUUUAUCUACAGCCUAUGUUCCUUCUUGAAACAAUUCCAAUAGGUUAAUUAAACAUGGUUUUCAUUUAACAAAACUAUGUUGACCAUGCCUGAUUACCUUGAACUUAUCAAAGUGCCCUGCUAUUAUAUCUUUAAAGAUAGCUUCUAAAAUUUUCUUUAUGGAAGAUGUUAAGCUAACUGGCCUGUAGUUUCCUGCUUUCUGUCUCCCUUUUUGAAUAAAGGAG